CGCAAGGCAACGCAACGCAGCGUGAUUGGGUAAUAUCCCUCGACCCUCAUGUCGUUAUCUAGUUCCCAAAGUUCUUAUUCUUAGAAGAAUGAAGUCACCACCAAUCGCUCACUUACGCACAGCAAGAAGAAAAGAGAGAUAUGGGAUUAGCCUCCGUUGUUCACAACGGCAUCAAAAUCCCAUUCAAAUUCCAACACAGUGACAGGGUUUCACUCUCACACUCCAAAUUCUCUCCCCUCGUCUCUUCCUUUUCCUCUGAUUGUCAUUCUCGCGGUGCUCUCUUUUUUCCAAUUUUGGGCUUCAAGCGAGUAGUUAAGGAUGGUAGAUUAACUCCCUCAGAUGUAAAGAGAAUCUACGCUCAACCAAAAGAAGACAUUAGCAAGAAGGAGCCAUCUAAGGAUAAAAGUACACAAGAGUCUCUGGGAGAUAAAACUUACAGCUCUUCUGUUAGAAAUGUGGUCUUAUGGGUGAGUGCGGCAGUGGCAUUUGGUGUUGGUUUGGGAUUUAAAGAGGGUGUUGACAAGGCAUCUGAAUUCUUCGCUGGAUACAUAUUGGAGCAAAGUCUUUCUGUAGAUAAUCUCUUUGUCUUCGUUCUGAUAUUCAAAUACUUCAAAGUGCCAAUUAUGUACCAGAAUCGUGUACUUUCUUAUGGUAUUGCUGGCGCAGUUAUCUUUCGCCUAACAUUAAUACUUCUUGGAACAGCCACCCUUGAGACGUUUGAGGCAGUCAACCUUCUAUUGGCCGCUAUAUUACUUUACUCAUCAUUUAAGCUAUUUGCCAGUGAAGAUGAUGAGUCGGACUUAUCUAAUAACUAUGUGGUGAAGACAUGCCAGAAAUUUAUCCCUGUAACAACAUAUUACGAUGGAAAUCGUUUCAUAACAAGUCAAGAUGGGCUGUGGAAAGCCACCCCUUUGCUUCUUACUGUAGCAGUUGUUGAGUUCAGUGACAUUGCAUUUGCAGUUGACUCAAUACCUGCAGUUUUUGGCGUAACUCGGGAUCCGUUUGUAGUAUUUUCGUCUAAUCUUUUUGCCAUUUUGAGUUUAAGGUCACUUUACCCAAUAAUAUCUGAGGGCAUGUCAGAGUUGGAGUUCCUGCAGCCAUCCAUUGCUGUUGUUCUGGGAUUCAUUGGGUGCAAGAUGAUCCUGGACUAUUUUGGAAUCCAUGUAUCAACGGAGGCUUCUCUUGGAUUUGUAGUCAUAUGUCUUACUACAGGAGUGUUAUUAAGUGUGGCCAAGAAAUCUGAUUAACUUGGUAAAACUCCAAGUUUGGGUAGAUUAAGCUGUAUUUGAUCGCGCAUGUUAUCUUUUAGACCUUGUAGUUCCAUAUUUUUAUUUGGAUUUAGCUAUUUUGUAUUUUAAAAGCACAUUUUAAGAAUAUAAUAAUAUUU
Molecule: messenger RNA, 1387 nt
Organism: Arachis duranensis
Lineage: Eukaryota; Viridiplantae; Streptophyta; Magnoliopsida; Fabales; Fabaceae
Product: thylakoid membrane protein TERC, chloroplastic
Exons: 14
Coding region: 141-1247 (368 amino acids)
Cellular component (GO): membrane
Source: RefSeq, a predicted model, not a curated record